AUGGUAACUAGUGAGAGCUAUACCAGUAGAGCGGACAAGCAUGGCUCGCCAGUUGCGCAGAAGCUUUUGCGUCUCAUGGACCAGAAGAAAACGAACCUCUGUGCCCUGGUAGAUGUUCAGACUUCGAGCGAAUUUUUAUCGUUAAUCGACAAAUUAGGACCCUACAUUUGUUUGGUAAAAACCCAUAUAGAUAUCAUUGAUGAUUUCUCUUAUGAAGGCACGAUCGUUCCACUCCUUGAACUUUCCAAAAAGCACAAUUUUAUGAUUUUUGAAGAUAGAAAGUUUGCUGAUAUAGGAAAUACUGUGAAAUCUCAGUACAAAGGUGGUGUUUAUAAGAUAGCUCAAUGGGCCGAUAUUACCAAUGCGCAUGGGAUAACCGGUGCUGGAGUUGUACAGGGAUUGAAAGAAGGUGCCAAGGAAGUUACUGAAGAACCUAGAGGACUUUUAAUGCUUGCUGAAUUAUCAUCUAAAGGUUCAUUAGCAUAUGGAGAAUAUACCGAAAAGACAGUGGAAAUUGCCAAAUCAGACAAGGAAUUUGUUAUUGGUUUUAUUGCCCAAAGAGAAAUGGGUGGUGCCGAUGAAGGGUAUGAUUGGCUCAUAAUGACUCCAGGAGUUGGUUUGGAUGACAAAGGAGAUGGACUUGGUCAACAAUAUAGAACGGUAGACGAAGUAGUGUCCACUGGAACAGACAUCAUCAUUGUGGGCAGGGGGCUCUUUGGAAAGGGAAGAGACCCUGAAGUUGAAGGAAAGAGAUAUAGAGAUGCGGGAUGGAAAGCAUACCAGAGCCGGACCAAAGAAUAG
Molecule: messenger RNA, 801 nt
Organism: Meyerozyma guilliermondii ATCC 6260
Lineage: Eukaryota; Fungi; Ascomycota; Pichiomycetes; Serinales; Debaryomycetaceae
Gene: URA3
Product: orotidine-5'-phosphate decarboxylase
Exons: 1
Coding region: 1-801 (266 amino acids)
Biological process (GO): 'de novo' pyrimidine nucleobase biosynthetic process; 'de novo' UMP biosynthetic process
Cellular component (GO): cytosol
Molecular function (GO): orotidine-5'-phosphate decarboxylase activity
Source: RefSeq, a predicted model, not a curated record